Racocetra persica is the source of this 200-nucleotide messenger RNA. The record is from the annotation of a GenBank genome assembly. NCBI's taxonomy places the organism in Eukaryota, Fungi, Glomeromycota, Glomeromycetes, Diversisporales, Gigasporaceae.
GUUAUUUUGGAAGUGUAUCUUUAGCAAGUCAUCGAUUAAUUCUUACAAUUGCGCUGAUAUUAUAUCAGAUACCACAUAGUUUAGCUGUAGCAGCUUCAAACGGGGUUGGUAAUUUACUGGGUGCUGGUCUACCAAAUAGAGUGACAAUAGCUACAAAUACCUCAUACUUGCUGUCAUGGGUGCCGCAUGCAAUGCAAACG